CUCCCUGGGUGGCUGUACGGAUGUCGACGGCGGCGUCGCGUCAGACCGUGCGCGGAGCAGGAAGCUUUGAGCCGCGGGCCGAAUUUCUCUCGCGCCCGCCUUCCUGGUCUGCCGGGCGGGCCUGAGGACCUUGCAGAGGGAGGAGGCAGGGUCCGCCGAUGGCGGCCGACGUAGAGUCGUCGCUGGAGCUGAGUCUGUCGAGCAGCUACGUGGGCCCCUUGCCGCCCCCGCGCUCCCGCAUCUUAAAGAUCAUCGUGAUCGGGGACUCCAACGUGGGGAAAACGUGCCUCACCUACCGCUUCUGCGCGGGGAGCUUUCCCAAGCGCACGGAGGCGACCAUCGGGGUGGACUUCCGCGAGCGAGCCGUCGACAUCGACGAGGAGAGAAUCAAGAUCCAGCUCUGGGAUACAGCAGGACAGGAACGAUUUAGGAAGAGCAUGGUGCAGCAUUAUUACAGGAACGUACACGCGGUUGUGUUUGUAUACGAUAUGACAAAUAUUGCCAGCUUUCAUAGUUUGCCACUGUGGAUUGAAGAAUGCAAACAACACUUGCUCACCAAUGAUAUACCCCGGAUUUUGGUUGGAAAUAAAUGCGAUCUGAGAAAUGCAAUUCAGGUGCCUACAGACGUGGCUCAGAAAUUUGCUGACACUCAUGGUAUGCCACUAUUUGAAACUUCUGCUAAAAACCCAAAUGACAAUGAUCAUGUGGAAGCCAUAUUUAUGACACUUGCUCAUAAGCUAAAGAGCCACAAGUCACUCAUGCUUAGUCAGCUACCAGAUAAUACAAUUCACUUGGAACCGGCAUCAAAACCUACUAUGACAUGUUGGUGUUAACUUGCAGUAUUUUUG
Molecule: messenger RNA, 848 nt
Organism: Python bivittatus (Burmese python)
Lineage: Eukaryota; Metazoa; Chordata; Lepidosauria; Squamata; Pythonidae
Gene: RAB33B
Product: RAB33B, member RAS oncogene family
Biological process (GO): Rab protein signal transduction
Molecular function (GO): GTPase activity; GTP binding
Source: RefSeq, a predicted model, not a curated record